This is a messenger RNA of Topomyia yanbarensis, 1765 nucleotides long. Its product is annotated as retinoblastoma-binding protein 5 homolog. NCBI's taxonomy places the organism in Eukaryota, Metazoa, Arthropoda, Insecta, Diptera, Culicidae. The transcript has 6 exons. Gene Ontology annotation, molecular function: protein binding. The record is from RefSeq and is a predicted model, not a curated record. Bases 118 to 1596 code for a protein of 492 amino acids. Gene Ontology annotation, cellular component: Set1C/COMPASS complex.
GCAAGGUGUUUGAGUGUUUACAUAUUUUCUCGAUGGCGUCAAUUUCGCGUGUGAAUUGUUUUUAAAAGUAAACUCUGCCUUUUCCCAGAAAAUUUGUAUAACUACUGUACAAAAAGAAUGAAUUUACAGCUACUUGAAUCUUUCGGUCAAAAUUAUCCGGAAGAAUUUGAUGGUUCACUGGAUUGCAUCUCGCUAGCGGUGACCUGUGCUUUCAACAAAUACGGAACACUAUUGGCAGUAGGCUGUAAUGACGGCCGAAUUGUCGUAUGGGACUUUCUGACCAGAGGAAUCGCCAAAAUCAUAUCAGCUCAUGUACACCCUGUGUGCAGUCUCUGCUGGUCUCGCAAUGGUCACAAAUUGCUAUCGGCAUCGACGGAUAACAAUGUAUGUAUCUGGGACGUGCUGAGUGGAGAUUGUGAGCACAAAUAUCGGUUUCCCUCGCCGAUACUAAAGGUACAGUUUCAUCCGAGGAAUGACAACAAAUUUUUAGUUUGCCCGAUGCGGUACGCUGCAGUUCUGGUGGACAUCGGUGGUAAGCAUCAGUGCUUGCCCCUUGAUAACGAUGGAGAUCUGAAUAUUGUUGCUUCAUUUGACCGACGAGGAGAACACAUUUAUUCUGGCAACGCAAAGGGCAAAAUACUGGUACUCAACUCUUCGACAUUAGAAAUUAUUGCCAGCUUUAAGAUUGCCGUAGGAACUUCGAGUGCGACUGCUGUUAAGAGUAUAGAGUUUGCUAGACGUGGAGAGGCAUUUUUGGUUAAUACAUCGGAUCGAGUCAUUCGAGUCUACGAUUCGAAAGAGGUCGUUACCUGUGGAAAAGAAGGUGAACCCGAACCCAUACAGAAACUACAGGAUUUAGUUAACAAGACAACUUGGAAAAAGUGCUGCUUUUCGGGGGAUGGUGAGUAUAUUUGUGCUGGUAGUGCUCGGCAGCAUGCCCUCUAUGUAUGGGAAAAAUCAAUCGGAAAUUUGGUCAAAAUUUUACAUGGGACAAAGGGGGAACUGCUCCUUGAUGUAGUCUGGCAUCCAGUACGUCCCAUUAUUGCCAGUAUUAGCUCCGGUUUGGUUUCGAUUUGGGCACAAAACCAGGUGGAAAAUUGGUCAGCUUUCGCACCCGAUUUCAAAGAGUUGGACGAAAAUGUUGACUACGAGGAACGAGAGUCGGAAUUUGAUAUAACCGACGAAGAUAAAUCGGUUGAUCUCGCUGCAGAAUCAAAAUACGACGAAGAAGUUGAAGUGGACGUGGUUUCAGCAGAACCGAUUGCAGCUUUUUGUUCUUCGGACGAAGAGAAUGAGGAUGAAAAUGCUCUCCAAUUUUUACCCAUGGCACCAGAGGUAGAAGACCCUGAGGACGGUUGGGGUUCUCAAGACAAUUCGGACUCGUUGCUUACCGGAUUUAAUAAUAAUCCGACCGGGCACGAUCCUCUGUCUAUGAAGGAAAACGAACAGUCUUCUAAAAAGCGAAAAACCAGCUCGUACGACAUUACGCUGGAUAAUGCUCCUAUUGAAGAUGUUCAUCCACUUCUACAAAACAAAGCGAACAAAGACAAAGUGACAGCCGCUAGCAAAAAGGCGGCUGGCCGACCUCGGAAAUAGAAGUUGUUCCCUUCAAAUUACAACCUUCAGUCUGAAAGAAGAAAUUUUUUACGCUUCAUACAAAUUGGCGCCUGAAGUAAAUGCUAACUAGAAUGGUUUUGUUUAUUAUAUUUGUAAAUAAAUACCACGUCUCUAUUUGUAACGGAUUGGAUUGAGAUUUGUAACAAUG